UAGACCUCCAUUACAAAAAUUCAGUUUUUUCUUGAGUUUAUCAACACAGAAAAGAAAUGGAAUGUUGAAAUAAAUAUAUUUCAUUCGCAAAUUAUUGUAAUCAAUUGAAUGUCAUCCAAUAUUUUAGUUUAAAAUGAAGUAGUUUCUCCAGUCAUACAAUGUAAUAAUGGCGAAUAAGGACUCAAAAGUCAAGCGACCAUUCAAGGUAUGGGACAGUUGGAGGAACGUACGAAAAGGUCUAGUAGUAGGAAACUAUGAAGAACUCAUUUUGAAAGGAAAGGAAAAGCUGGGAUUGACUUCAAAUGAAAAAGUAUCGUUGGUCCUGGAAUCUGAUGGAACGCAAGUAGAUGAUUGUGAUUACUUCAAAACUUUGUCAAAUAACACCGUUUUGCUUCUAUUGCGAAAUGGGGAAAGGUGGAGCCCAACAGGAGUUGACGUCAUACGUGCUGCUAUUUCAGCUAUUCCAAAAAUCGUCUGCGAAACAAUUUACGCAUUGGAAUUACACGAUGAAACACCAUCUUGGAAAAUCAUGGAUAAUAAAGGUCGAGUCACUGUCGUAUUACAUUGGGACCAAAGACUUACCACAUCAACGCAAUCAACAACGAAAACAAAUGAUUGCAGUCAACUUUCCAAAUACGCUUCAUCAGCAAAGACUGAUUACAGUACAAGUUAUCGGCCUUCGUUGAUGCUGCAAACAAGCUUAGACAAAUUUAAUUACAAUAACAAAUCACCAACUUGUUCAGAUAUUAUAGGAUCUGGAUCUCAUAGAAGCAGUCCUCAAAUUACUGUUAUAAAUCACGAUGAUAUUAUUCAUCGAAAUUGUAUGAGCUCGAGUGAAAGUUCCUAUGUUCCAAGCCAUCAACAUGGACAACUUAUUAGACAAGGAACAAGUUCAAUCGACAGUGCAACCAUUCACAUUCAUAAUGCCGAAUGUUCCAACCAUAUUCAUCAACCUAUUGUACGAGUAGGCAGCCCGACAAAUAAUGCCAAUAGCAUCGAAUGUGAUUUUCAUUGCUGUGCUCUUCACGAAGAAGGACGUCGCAUUGCAGUACAUAAAUCAGUUGCAACUUCGCCUAUUCAAGAUCCUCAAAUUCAAAACCCUCAUCACUUUAUUCCGACGACUUCUCCUCAGCCAAUGAGCUCAUUAUCUGACGGAACUCGCAGGCAAGGAAUGAUGAAAGCUCAUGUAAGAUUUCGCGAUACAUUAUCUGAUGAAGAAUUACAUCCGAACGUAUAUUCAAUGAAUCAAAAACAUAACAAAGUCGUAGAUCAACCAGAAAGCUCAGAAUCAGAAACCGAUAAUACCAUAAUGGAAGAUGAAAUUGUUACAUCAGAGAAAUUUUUAUUGCUAAUCGAUCAAUUAACUGUUGAUCAAAAGCAUCACUUGACAAUCAAAGAUAUAGGUAUUAUUCUUGAACGUCUCAGUUCAAAAAUUUUAGACGUUGAAAAACUUGAAAGAGAAAGUGAAAGUGAAGAUUGUUACAAUUGGACAAUUAAAGCAGUUAUAAGAGGUGAAAUACUCCGAGAACUCGGCGUAAUUUAUAAUGGAAACUAUUAUGCCAUUUCAGAACACCCUGGAUAUAAAGAAGAAUCAGAAGAAAAUAUUGAAGAUAAUGAAAAUGAUGAAGAAGAAGAAGAAGAAAACCGAAUUUAAAUGAAAUGGCUAGUUCCAAUUGUUACAGAUUUUACAAAUAUUCAAAUUAUUCGUUUUGAUUAACGAUACAUUACUCAGAAAGAUCGUAUAAAAAAAAGCAAUUAUCAUUUUUAUUCAUAUAAUAAUUUAAAUUAAAUAACAAUCGUAUAUUUUAAUUUUGUACAAUCAAAAAACGAACUGAAAAGGAUACCAAGGCCAAAGUAAAAAUUAAAAUUUUCAUAACUUUUCUGAUUUGAGACUUGUACUAAAUACUCUUCCAAGAGUCUCCAAACCAGUAACAAAGCAUAAAUGGACUUUAUGGAUCACAAACGUACUUUACAAGGACGCUCAUGGCACGCAGGCCAUGAAGCACACUAUUUCAGCAAGAGUAUAUGGAUUACUUAUUCUAGAUCAUUAUAGAUACAGUAUAGAUAUAACAGAACAAUCACAAAAUUCAAAGACUUGUUACUUCAACCUCGUAGCGUUGGAAAAAAAUAGUACCACGAAUCUAUGAUGAUCUAUGAGCUACUAUUGUCGAUUAUAAGCGGCAAUGUAUACUUCUUGCCUGAAUAUAAUGACGAAUAAAUUAAAAAGCAUGCCAUAAAUACUAAGGGUAAAUAUAUCUUCACCAGAAAUGCUGCCACAUCCAUGGUUAAUCUACUUUUGCCAAAAAUAUACCAUAGUAUAAAAGAAUCGGAAAUGAUAAUUGAUAUAUUCAAGCGUAGUAAAUGUACUUUUGCUAUGAGUAUAAUGAAAAAAUAAAAGUCUUUAUGCAGCCACGUGAAAAAGUAUUCUGAAAAAAUAUUAGAAACAAGCUUGAAAAUUUCUACUUUUACCUUGGUUUCAUAAUUGUUAUAAAAACAAAAAAAAGAAACCCAA
This is a messenger RNA of Trichogramma pretiosum, 2512 nucleotides long. RefSeq lists its product as uncharacterized. Bases 167 to 1654 code for a protein of 495 amino acids. The record is from RefSeq and is a predicted model, not a curated record. NCBI's taxonomy places the organism in Eukaryota, Metazoa, Arthropoda, Insecta, Hymenoptera, Trichogrammatidae. The transcript is spliced from 4 exons. Gene Ontology annotation, biological process: regulation of apoptotic process; apoptotic process.